Molecule: messenger RNA, 1690 nt
Organism: Drosophila rhopaloa
Lineage: Eukaryota; Metazoa; Arthropoda; Insecta; Diptera; Drosophilidae
Gene: Cyp4s3
Product: probable cytochrome P450 4s3
Exons: 4
Coding region: 105-1607 (500 amino acids)
Molecular function (GO): monooxygenase activity; iron ion binding; heme binding
Source: RefSeq, a predicted model, not a curated record
CAGUAACGCAAGAUCGCUCGUCACAUCAACAGGUUGAUUCUUGAUUAUAUAGUCGUCGUUGUUUGGGGUCGUUGAGCGAGUACAAAGCUGAAAUCGGUUGCGAAAUGAGCACCCUGGCACUGCUGGCAUUCGUGCUUUGGGCACUUUUCCUGCGAUAUCUGCCGAAUAUCCUGAAUUUCCUGAGGCUUCAGAGAUUCGCUAAGACAUUGCCGGGUCCCACGAUUGGCGAGCUGAUUGCCAAUGUAAAGAAAGGGGAGAUCCUUAACUGGCUGAAGGAGCUGAGGCAGCAGCAUGGCUCGGUCUUCCGCAUUUGGUUCGGCAAGGAUCUGAUGGUGAUGUUCACGGAUCCGGAGGACAUCAAGCAGCUGCUGGGCAACAACCACCUGCUGACCAAGUCGCGGAACUACGAGUUGCUUGAGCCCUGGCUGGGCAAGGGAUUGCUCACGAAUGGAGGCGAGUCCUGGCACCGUCGCCGCAAGCUGCUCACUCCGGGCUUUCACUUCCGCAUCCUGGGCGAGUUCAAGGAGCCCAUGGAGGAGAACUGCCGCAUCCUGGUGAACCGGCUGAAAACACGGGCCGAUGGCGAGUCUUUCGACAUCUACCCCUACAUCACCCUGUUCGCCUUGGACGCCAUCUGCGAAACGGCCAUGGGAAUCAAGAAGCACGCCCAGCUGCAGAGCGACUCGGAUUAUGUCCAAGCUGUCCAAACCAUCUGUCGGGUGAUGCACAAGCAGAGCUUCUCGUUCUGGCAGCGCCUGAACGUGUUCUUCAAGCACUCGAAGGCCGGAAAGGAGCGGGAUGGGGCCCUGAAGGUGCUCCACGACGAGACGAACCGGGUGAUCCGGCUGCGCAGGGAGCAGCUGAUCCAGGAGCGCAGCGAAUCCCGGCCAGAGGCGGAGCAGCACGUGGACGACGUGGGCGUCAAGCGGCGACUGGCCUUCCUCGACAUGCUGCUCCUCGCCCAAAUGGAAGGCGGCGGCGGCGGGGUGGAGCUGAGCGACACGGACAUCCGCGAGGAGGUGGACACCUUCAUGUUCGAGGGCCACGACACCACCAGCUCGGCCAUCGCCUUCGCCCUCAGUCUGCUGUCCAAGCAUCCGGCCGUCCAGCAGCGGGCCUUCGAGGAGGCCAGCGAACUGGAGGGCAGGGAGAAGGAAUCGAUGCCCUAUCUGGAGGCGGUGAUCAAGGAGACGCUGCGCAUCUAUCCCUCCGUCCCCUUCUUCUCGCGCAAGGUCCUCGAGGAUCUGCCGGUGGGCAAACUGACGGUGCCCAAGGGCGCCUCCAUCAGCUGCCUCAUCUACAUGCUCCACCGCGAUCCCAACAACUUUCCCGAUCCAGAGCGCUUCGAUCCCGACCGCUUCCUGCUCAACGAGAAGCAAAUGCAUCCGUUCGCCUUCGCCGCUUUCAGCGCGGGUCCCAGGAAUUGCAUAGGCCAGAAGUUUGCCAUGCUGGAACUGAAGACCUCGCUGUCGAUGCUGCUGAGGAGCUAUCGCUUUUUGCCCGAUGAGGAUCACCAGCCGAAGCCGUUGGCCGAAUUGGUGACUAAGAGUGGCAAUGGAAUCAGACUUCGGAUUCUGCCGCGUGACGAGAACGUCAGCUCAGCAUAAUGCCAUUAUCUCAACAUAAUUUAUAGUUCGUAGGCCCCAUCAUGUCUAGAUUAAGUGGAGUGUAGUAAACAAUUGAAAACAUC